UUAUUCGAACAGCUUGAUAAUAAACUUGUAACGGAUUAUAUAGGUAUUAUGAAGUCUGCAUGUUUGCAUCUUGAAAUUCCUAAAUUUCCUGAGGAUGAUGAAGAAGAAAUUGAAGACGUUAUACCUCUCGAAGAUGAUAUGUUUGCCAUAUUACUUUUAUAUAAGGCCGUUCAAA
Molecule: messenger RNA, 175 nt
Organism: Dentiscutata erythropus
Lineage: Eukaryota; Fungi; Glomeromycota; Glomeromycetes; Diversisporales; Gigasporaceae
Source: the annotation of a GenBank genome assembly